Heterocephalus glaber (naked mole-rat) is the source of this 4485-nucleotide messenger RNA. The record is from RefSeq and is a predicted model, not a curated record. Lineage: Eukaryota; Metazoa; Chordata; Mammalia; Rodentia; Bathyergidae.
GUGCUGUGGCCGUGGCUGAUCCCUCUGGACCAGGAUGUGGGUAUCCUGGACACCUGGCCUGUGGCUGCUCAGUCUCUGGGUCACCUUCAGCCAUGGGGCAAAUACAGUGCCCCCCAGAGACCUCUAAGGCCCGCCGGGACACCCAGAGUAAUGAGCUCAUCGAGAUCAAUCCUCAGACAGAGGGGAAGGUCUACACCCGCUGCUUCUGCUUGGAAGAGCCUCAAAACAGCAAGGUGGAUGCCAAGCUGAUGGGAAGAACCAGCCAGAAGGCAGAAAAGGGAACAAAGGUCCUUCGGGAAUCAGCAGUUGAUGAGUGCCCACCCUGUGUCCACGGCACCCAGGAGAGCAAUGUAACACUUGGUCCUUCUGGCUCCAAGGGAGAGACAGGUGAGCGAGGCCUUCCCGGUCCAGCAGGCCCCAAGGGAGAGAAGGGAGCACGGGGCAAUGACUGUGUGCUAAUCUCCCCGGAUGCUCCACUUCAGUGUGCAGAAGGCCCAAAGGGAGAGAAGGGGGUGUCAGGAGCCUCGGGACCAUCGGGACUCCCAGGCCCAACAGGCCAGAAGGGCCAGAAAGGCGAGAAGGGCUAUGGAGGAAUCAAGGGCUUGCCGGGAAAGCCAGGCCGAGAUGGCCGGCCAGGAGAGAUCUGUGUGAUUGGACCCAAAGGGCAGAAAGGAGACCCUGGCUUUGUUGGGCCUGAGGGGCUGGCAGGAGAGCCUGGGCCUCCCGGCCUCCCUGGUCCCCCUGGGAUAGGUCUGCCUGGAACCCCUGGGGAGCCAGGUGGCCCACCAGGCCCUAAAGGAGACAAGGGAAGCUCUGGGAUUCCAGGCAAGGAAGGCCCUGGUGGGAAGCCUGGGAAGCCAGGAGUGCCAGGGCUGAAGGGAGAGAAGGGUGACCCCUGUGAGGUGUGCCCAACACUGCCUGAAGGGUUCCAGAACUUUGUGGGGCUCCCUGGAAAGCCAGGGCCUAAGGGGGAACCAGGGGAUCCUGCACCAGUCAGGAACUCUCCAAGGGACUCUAAGAUGCCUUUUGAGCAAGCUGGAGUGGAGCCAUCCCUUAUUGAUGGCCUGGGAAGUGCUGGACAGAAAGGUGAUCGGGGAGACCCUGGCAUACAAGGCAUCAAAGGAGAGAAGGGGGAGCCCUGCUCACCUUGCACCUUAGUUGCCGAAGCCCAGUAUCUUGGCCCCUCGAUGGGGGCCCAAGGAGAAGUGGGCUCCUCUGGCUCCAAUUUGCCUGGCCUUCUGGAGAAAGCUGGGGCUCCAGGGCCAAGAGGGCUGAAAGGAGAGAAGGGUAAUUUUGGGGAGGCAGGGCCAGUCGGCAGUACGGGACCACCAGGGCAGGUUGGACCAGCAGGCUCCAAAGGGGAAAAGGGGGAGCCUUGUGAGCCAUGCUCAGCCUUGUCUAAGCCUCAAGAUGGGGAUAGUCAUGUGGUACAUUUGCUUGGCCCAGCUGGAGAGAAGGGGGAGCCUGGACCUCCAGGCUUUGGCCUGCCAGGAAAGCAGGGCAAGGCCGGAGAGCGUGGACUGAAGGGGCAGAAGGGUGAGCCUGGGAGUCCUGGAGACCCUGGAAGGCCUGGCACCACGGGGCGGCCAGGACUGUCAGGAGAGCCUGGGGUGCCAGGCCCCUUGGGACCAAAAGGAGAAAAGGGUGAUGCCUGUACUGCCUGCCCUAGCCUGCAGGGGGCAGUGACAGACAUGACUGGACUGCCUGGGAAGCCUGGCCCCCAAGGAGAGCGAGGCCCAGAAGGAGUAGGCCGGCCAGGUAAACCGGGCAAGCCUGGUCUUCCAGGAGUUCAAGGACCCCCAGGACAGAAGGGCACAGAGGGAGAACCAGGGCCUCCAGGAGUGGGAGCGCAGGGGCCUCAGGGAGAGCCUGGAGCCCAGGGUCUGCCUGGCAUUCAGGGACUGCCAGGACCUCGGGGACCACCUGGCCCCACUGGAGAAAAAGGUGCCCAGGGACCUCCAGGGGCAGAAGGAGCCACUGGACCAGUAGGACCUCCUGGUGCCAGCAUCUCUGGGCCUCCGGGCCUUGAUGGACAGCGAGGAGAGACUGGGCUUCCAGGAGCCAAAGGGAUGCCAGGUGAAAAGGGAUCUCAAGGAGAGAAGGGAGACCCAGGGGAGUGCUCCUGCCCCUCUCGGGGAGACCCCAUCUUCUCUGGCAUGCCGGGUGCUCCUGGACUUUGGAUGGGCAGCUCCUGGCAGCCGGGCCCGCAGGGCCCCCCAGGUGUCCCUGGACCACCAGGCCCCCCUGGAAUGCCUGGGCUGCAGGGAUUGCCUGGCAUUGACGGUCUGCCAGGACAGCCUGGGCUCACUGCAGAAGUGGGCUCCCUACCCAUUGAGCGGCAGCUCCUGAGGAGCAUCUGCGGGGACUGUGUCCAGGGCCAGAGAACUGUUGCACUAUCCUCCCUAGAAAAGGGAGAGAAGGGAGACCAGGCCAUCCCUGGAGUGCCAGGCCUUGACAACUGCGCCCGGUGCUUCUCCCAGCGGGAGCGCCCAAGAGCCGAGGAGGCCAGGGGAGACAACAUGGAGAAAGAUUCUGAUUGUGCUGGGAGCCCCGGCCUGCCUGGUUCUCCAGGGCUGCCCGGCCAGAGAGGAGAAGAGGGUCCACCUGGCAUGAGGGGCUCCCCGGGUCCUCCAGGCCCUAUUGGCCCCCCAGGUUUUCCUGGUGCUGUUGGCUCCCCUGGAUUGCCUGGUCUUCAAGGAGAUCGAGGCCUCCAGGGCCUGACAGGUGAUAAAGGGGAACCGGGUCCUCCAGGACAGCCUGGUUACCCAGGUGCCAUGGGCCCUCCAGGACUACCUGGCAUCAAGGGGGAGCGAGGCUACGCCGGGCCAGCAGGAGAGAAGGGGGAGCCGGGCCCACCAGGAUCUGAAGGCCUCCCAGGCUCCCCAGGUCCAGUGGGUCCCCAAGGAGAGCGAGGACCCCAAGGGAAAUCCGGUGAGAAGGGUGACCAGGGCUUCCAAGGCCAGCCAGGUUUUCCAGGCCCGCCGGGUCCUCCUGGAUUCCCAGGCAAAACUGGAGCACCUGGCCCACCUGGUCCCCAGGCAGAGAAGGGCAGUGAAGGAAUUCGAGGCCCAACAGGCUUGCCUGGGCCCACCGGGUCACCAGGACCCCCUGGGAUUCAGGGACCUGCAGGGCUGGAUGGCCUGGACGGGAAGGAUGGCAAGCCUGGCAUGAGGGGAGACCCUGGUUCUCCUGGCCCCCCUGGACUCAUGGGACCCCCAGGUUUCAAAGGGAAAACAGGACAUCCUGGCCUCCCAGGACCCAAGGGUGACUGUGGCAAACCAGGUCCCCCUGGCAGCAGUGGCCGGCCAGGUGCAGAGGGUGAGCCUGGUGCCAUGGGACCCCAGGGACGACAAGGCUCCCCUGGCCAUAUUGGGCCUCCAGGGCCUCCAGGCCAGCCUGGUCCAGCUGGGAUCUCUGCAGUGGGCCUAAAAGGAGACCGAGGAGCUUCUGGGGAAAGGGGCCCAGCAGGUAUUCCAGGCCAGCCCGGCCCACCUGGACACCCUGGCCCCCCGGGUGAACCUGGUACAGAUGGUGCCACUGGCAAAGAGGGACUCCCUGGAAAACAGGGACUGUCUGGAUUUCCUGGUCCAAAGGGUGAUCCAGGACCUACAGGACAGAAGGGCCAGGCAGGAGAGAAGGGGAGAUCUGGCAUGCCAGGAGGGCCCGGAAAGAGUGGCUCCAUGGGGCCUGUUGGGCCACCAGGUCCUGCAGGAGAGAGAGGCCACCCUGGGUCUCCAGGGCCUGCAGGAAGCCCCGGAUUGCCUGGUGUGCCCGGCUCCAUGGGAGACAUGGUGAAUUAUGAUGAAAUCAAGAGGUUCAUCAGACAAGAGAUCAUUAAAAUGUUUGAUGAUAGGAUGGCUUACUACACUUCCAGGAUGCAGUUCCCUGUGGAGAUGGCUGCGGCUCCAGGCCGGCCAGGGCCCCCAGGGAAGGAGGGUGCUCCGGGCCGGCCAGGCGCUCCAGGAUCACCUGGGCUCCCUGGUCAGAUUGGCAGAGAAGGACGGCAGGGCUUGCCAGGAAUGAGAGGAUUGCCUGGAACCAAAGGUGAAAAGGGGGACAUUGGUGUUGGCAUUGCAGGAGAAAAUGGUCUCCCUGGCCCCCCAGGUCCUCAAGGGCCUCCUGGAUAUGGCAAGAUGGGUACAACAGGGCCAAUGGGCCAGCAAGGCAUUCCUGGCAUCCCUGGUCCCCCCGGCCCUGCAGGCCAGCCAGGGAAGGCUGGGCACUGCAACCCCUCAGACUGCUUUGGGGCCAUGCCAAUGGAGGAGCAGUACCCACCCAUGAAAAACACGAAGGGGCCUUUUGGCUGAAAUGACCACUUCCCGUGAGAUGAAGGACUCCGUUUGGAAUAAAUGACCAAAGAUUACAGGACUCUGUGAUGGGUUAUGAAUGUUUGUGUUGUUAAUGUUGUUGUUUUUGUUGUUGUUGUUUUUAAUUGCUGUUAAUAUUUUUUUUAACAAUAAAGAAAGAAAACCAUCUGCAAUCCAA